AUGCCUCGUGACCUGUCUGCAUUGGCAAAUGAGAGCACCCUCUCCAACAUGCCAGGCCUCUCCAACAUGCCAGGCCUCUCCAACAUGCCAGGCCUCUCCAAAUCACGCGACGAGGGCAUCAAUCGCGAGACACCCAUGGACGCAGAUCCUGGCAACGAGAGCGAGAGCAGCAUCAUCACCGAACGGUCACACACCAACGAAAAGCGAAACGAAUUGCAUCCCUACACGCAGACGCUGAAUAUAUCCGACGUCGAGAGCUGUACGAGAUUAGAAGAAGCCGCCUUCCCGCCCCAGGAACGUUGCACGAGAGAAAAAUUCCAAUACCGUCUCAAAGUCGCCGGCGAACUCAGUCUAGGCAUCUUCACAUCCCAAACCGCCAACGAUGGAAGUGCCGACGUCCCCACCACCGCAGAGACCGCAGCGCCGGUAUACUCUGGCGCACCGGAACGCAAGGCAGUCCUGAUGGGCCACAUUGUCUCAACCAGGACGACGAAUUCGGUCGUGUCUGAUGAAGACAUGGCGAUGGGUGAUCCCGCUGAUCCGAACCUGGGCCACAAGCAAGAAGGACGAACGGUUUGUAUCCAUAGUCUUGCAGUCCUGCCGCAGUACCAGGGACGUGGUCUGGGGAAGACGUUGAUGAAGGCGUAUAUUCACCGGUUGGAGAAUCAGGAUGUGGCGGAUUAUGCGGCGCUCAUCACGCAUGAGGCGUUGAUACCGUAUUAUGAGACGUUUGGGUUUGUGAGUAAGGGUAAGAGCAAGGCGCAAUUCGGUGGAGGUGGAUGGUUUGACAUGGCCAAGGAGCUGAACUCAGGCGGCGUAUCAGACUAA
Messenger RNA from Fulvia fulva, 828 nucleotides. RefSeq names its product Polyamine N-acetyltransferase 1. The record is from RefSeq and is a predicted model, not a curated record. The transcript has 3 exons. Gene Ontology annotation, cellular component: cytoplasm. NCBI's taxonomy places the organism in Eukaryota, Fungi, Ascomycota, Dothideomycetes, Mycosphaerellales, Mycosphaerellaceae. Gene Ontology annotation, molecular function: aralkylamine N-acetyltransferase activity. The coding region runs from base 1 to 828 and encodes 275 amino acids.